AUAAGUACCAGCAGCAGACUUGUAAACAUCUGGUUGAUCAAUGGCGUAAAUUAAGUUACCUCUUUGUUUGAAAGUAACUCUGGUAAUACCUUUAACUUGUUUUAAACCUAAUUUUUUGAUGAUUUCUCUGGCUUUCUUUUCGUUCUUUGGGAUGACGUUAACGUCAGCACCGGCUGGGAUUUCUUCGAUAGACAUUGUACUUGAUUUGAUAUGAAUUGUAUCUGAUUCUAAAAAGAAAGAAAAGUCAGCAAAAGCUGAAAAAUUUGAAAUCUCAAAUCGUUUGAAAAAUUGUCGACAAAUUCUCUCCACUAAAAAAAAAAUUUUCGACUUCUCAGUCAUGUGCUUAACUGCACAUGAUCUCAUCUAGACCAUCUUAAAAACAUGGUCUGAUACAAGACGUAUGAUGUAGUCGUUUAAAUUUUUCAGAUCAAGCUGUUAAAAAGGAUUUGAAAAACUUCUUCCAUAAGGGUAAACGAUUCAUUAUCAUGACUAAGAGACAAGAAGAAACUCAGGAUCUGAACGGACCAAGUUCUAAGAAAUUGAAUAUUAAUUUCAAUAAAGAAGAAAUCAAAUCAUUCUUCAAUCAAAAGAUCUUUGAUGAAACUUUUCAAGAUAAUUUACAAACAGAAAUUAAAGAAAGUCAACCUUAUAGAUGGGGACAUUUCACUGAAUUGGUAGAUGAUACGUUAUUAAGACAAGUUCGUACUGAAGUUCUUCAUGAAAUAGCAUUCACUAAGAAAGAAACUGAUAUUUAUAAAGUAUUCCAAUCGGGAGAUUUAGCUAAUUUAUCAGGCUUAAAUUGGGAUGAUUUAUCUAAAUUACCAUCAUUAUAUAAAUUAAGAAGUGCUAUUUAUUCUCAACAAUUUAGAGAUAUUGUUUCCAAAGUUUGUGGAUGUGGGAAAUUAAGUGGAGUUAAGACUGAUAUGUCAAUUAAUGUUUAUAAUAAAGGAUGUCAUUUAUUAACUCAUGAUGAUGUGAUUGAUACUAGAAGAGUUAGUUUUAUCUUAUAUAUGCCUGAACCAGAUAAGGUUUGGCAUGAAAGAUAUGGUGGAUCCUUAAGAUUAUUUGAUUCUAUUGUACCUAAUGUCCCUCAAACUGAUUUUUAUCAAAAAUUUACACCUCAAUUUAAUCAAAUGGCAUUUUUUACAGUUCAACCAGGAUUAUCAUUCCAUGAUGUGGAAGAAGUUAGAGAAGAUAGAAAGAGAUUAAGUAUUCAAGGAUGGUUUCAUAUUCCUCAACCUGGUGAAGAUGGGUUUAUUGAAGGUGAAGAAGAAUCAAUCAUUGGGAAAUCAACCUUACAAUUAUUACAAUCCAAGGAAUUACAAGAAUUUGAUUUCCCAAAAUUGAUUAAAAAUGAGUUUGAUGAGAUUGAAAUUAAACAUUAUGAAGAAUUUGAAAAUGUGGGACAAUUUACCAAACUUGAUAUUGAUUAUUUAUCAAAAUUUAUUAAUAAAAAUUAUCUUAAUAAUGAAAGUUUGAUUAAGAAUUUAUCGGAAAGUUUCCUUAAUGAAUCAAUCUUAGAAUUAAAAGAGUUUUUAAAUGAAGAUUAUGCUCUGACUUUACGUGAAUUAAUCAGACAUGAAGAAUUAAACGUUAAGAUUCCAAUUAAAGUUGAUGAAAUAUCUCAACCUUGGAAAUGUGCCAUUCCACCUCAUAAACAUCGGUUCUUAUAUAUCGAUGGGAAAUCAAACAAUAUGGAUAUCACAUCUGCUGAAUCGAUCAAUUUCACUAAUUCAAUUGGUCCUCAAGAACUACCUAAUUUUUCUCAAGUUAAAAGUGAAAAAGAAGUUGAUAAUAAAUUGAUUGAAUUAAGUCGAUUUUUAAAAUCGAUUGUCUUUAAAAAAUGGUUAAAAUUAAUUACAAAUUUAGUAUUGGUAGGUGAUCAAGUUUUAAUUAGAAGAUUCAGACCGGGAUCAGAUUUCAUCUUAGCUACUAAACAAACUGAAGAUCUCUUAUUGGAAGCUACAUUAAAUUUAACUCCUAGUGCUAUUAAUCCAAAGAAUUGGGAAUCAGGUGAAUUUGGAGGGUAUGAAUUAUGUAUGUCUAGUGGAGGAGGUGAUGGUGAAGAUGAUGAAGAAAAUGAUGAAGAGGAUGAUCCUGCCAUUUAUAGAAGUAAUGGGGAUGAUAGUGUAUUAUUUACCAAUCAAUGUCAAUGGAAUUCAUUAACUUUAGUAUUAAGAGAUAGUUCAGUAUUGAAAUUUAUUAAAUAUGUGAGUAUCAAUGCUAAGGGGUCAAGAUGGGAUAUAAGUUGUCAAUGGAACAUUCAACAAGAUGAUGAUGAGGAGGAGGAUGAGGAGGAGGAGGAAGUAUAAGAAUAGAGAAGAUAUCUAGACAUGUAAAUAGUUACUUAGAUCUAAUAAAGCGUUAAUGACAUUUGAAGUAAUAAUAUCCUGUUUAAUAGUGAGUCGGAUGAUAUAUCCAUGUAAGUUACAAACUCCAUGAUAUGAAUGAUUAAUUAAAUUAAAGUUUAAAUUGACAUUUUGCAACUUAUUCAAUUCCAGGGGUCGGGAGAUGGUGUUAAUGUUA
Messenger RNA from Scheffersomyces coipomensis, 2526 nucleotides. It is a transcript of the gene OFD1, whose product is annotated as oxidative DNA demethylase. Gene Ontology annotation, molecular function: L-ascorbic acid binding; peptidyl-proline dioxygenase activity; iron ion binding. The record is from RefSeq and is a predicted model, not a curated record. Gene Ontology annotation, biological process: regulation of translational termination; peptidyl-proline hydroxylation. The coding region runs from base 486 to 2312 and encodes 608 amino acids. The transcript has a single exon. Lineage: Eukaryota; Fungi; Ascomycota; Pichiomycetes; Serinales; Debaryomycetaceae. Gene Ontology annotation, cellular component: cytoplasm.